AAUAGGGUACGUUGGAAGGAGGUACAGAAAUUGCUGUGAAGAGUCUAUCAAUGAAUUCUAGACAAGGAGUCAAUGAGUUCAAAAAUGAAAUUGAGCUAAUUGCUAAGUUUCAACAUCGGAAUCUUGUAAAGAUAUUUGGUUAUUGUACUCAUAGAGAAAUGAAACUAUUAAUUUAUGAGUAUAUGUCCAACAAAAGCCUUGACUAUUUCAUUUUUAGUAACACUCUUUCACCACUCUUUUAACACAUGUAAUGUUCUGUGUAAAAUUUGCCAAUUUUGUUCGAAUAAAAGAAAAACACUAACAUUUGCAGAUGAAAAUCGAAGCAUACUAUUAGAAUGGCCUAAGCACUACCAGAUUAUAUGCGGAAUUGCUAAGGGGCUUCUCUAUCUUCAUCAUGAUUCAAGAUUGAGAUUUGUACAUCGAGAUCUCAAAGCUAGUAAUGUGUUACUUGACGAUGACAUGAAUCCCAAAAUUUCGAACUUUGGCUUGGCUAGACCUUUUGGUGGAGACCAAAUAGAAGGAAACACACACAGAGUAGUAGGAACCUAUGGUUAUAUGGCGCCAGAAUAUGCCUCUGAUGGCAUAUUCUUAAUAAAGUCUGAUGUAUUCAGUUUUGGCAUAUUGAUCUUAGAAAUUGUAAGUGGGAGAAAAAGUAGAUCUGUUUAUGAAGAAAAUUGUCCUCUCAAUCUCGUUGGAUAUGUAAGUGUACAUACGAAAAUACUUAAUGAAUGUUACAUCAAUAGCGAAUGUUAUCUAUUUAUUUAUGUUCUAUUUAAUAAUUUGUUAGGCAUGGACUUUGAUGAAGAAAGGCCGUGAAAUUAAGCUUAUUGAGAAG
Molecule: messenger RNA, 835 nt
Organism: Cannabis sativa
Lineage: Eukaryota; Viridiplantae; Streptophyta; Magnoliopsida; Rosales; Cannabaceae
Product: receptor-like serine/threonine-protein kinase SD1-7
Exons: 2
Coding region: 175-816 (213 amino acids)
Biological process (GO): protein phosphorylation
Molecular function (GO): protein kinase activity; ATP binding
Source: RefSeq, a predicted model, not a curated record